AUGACACAGCGCCGCUCUGCCUCAACAGGAACCACUACACCAACAGAAUCAAGGGAACCCACCCUCGCCGGUGCACCGGACAUCACCAACCACUACACGAUCUUCCCUCAAACCGUACCAGCCGGCCCACCACCAGGUUCGACAUUCGCAAUCUCCACCAGCGAUCUCCGCCGCGAAUUCCUCCAAUUGCAGGGCCUGGUCCACCCAGACAAAUACCCCAAUGGAGCGGAGAAGCAACUUGCCGAGGGUCUCUCGGCGCGGAUCAACGAAGCGUACCGGACACUUCUGGACCCGCUGCAGCGAGCACAGUACAUUCUACGGGAAUGGCAUGGGAUUGACGUGACGGCGGAAGACGCGUCGACUAAGCAUGCGCUUGAUUCGGAGACGCUGAUGGAAGUUAUGGAGGUGCAGGAGACUAUUGAAGAGGUCGGGGCUUCUGCUGAUGCGGAGGUGCAGAUCAAUGCGCUUAAGAAGGAUAAUGAUGGGAGGGUUGUUGAGUGUGUGGAGAGACUUGGGGAGGCUUUUGAGAAGGGAGAUUUGGAGGCUGCGAGGAAGGAAUGUAUUCGAUUACGGUUUUGGUAUAGUGUUGGGGAAGGGUUGAGGGAGUGGGAGCCUGGGAAUACGGAGAUUCGGUUGAUGCAUAGUAGUUGA
Molecule: messenger RNA, 651 nt
Organism: Penicillium verrucosum
Lineage: Eukaryota; Fungi; Ascomycota; Eurotiomycetes; Eurotiales; Aspergillaceae
Product: J-type chaperone JAC1
Exons: 1
Coding region: 1-651 (216 amino acids)
Biological process (GO): protein complex oligomerization; [2Fe-2S] cluster assembly
Cellular component (GO): mitochondrion
Molecular function (GO): protein-folding chaperone binding; ATPase activator activity
Source: RefSeq, a predicted model, not a curated record